UUUGUUUUUGAGAGACCAGAGAAAAGAAGCAUCUGGUUUUUCUGGACCCAAGUCUUGUUUACUAGCUACCCAAAUUCGAUAUCUCUUAAGAGCUUCUCCGAAGAUUCAAAUGCAAGUGUUUUAUGCUCCUUUAAAUACAGGAUUGAUCAAGUCAAAAUAACAGUUAAAAAAUAACAAAAAAAGAAAAAGAUGAGUUGCUUUUCGUGUUGCAUGUCAGAAGAGGCUGUCAAUAGAAAGUCUCUAAAGAAAAGCAUUAAGGAAUAUCAUGACACUAAAACUUUAGCAUCAUUUGCCAACAUUUCCUUCAAAAGUGAUAGUAGCAGAAAAAGAUACAUACAAGAAGAGAUAACAAAGAUGGGUAAAGGGAAUAUAUCUGCUCAGAUUUUUGCAUUCCGUGAGCUUUGUGUUGCAACUCAAAACUUUCAAGCAGAUAACCUUAUAGGUGAAGGAGGUUUUGGGAGGGUGUAUAAAGGAACCCUUGAGAACAAAACUCAAGUAGUUGCAAUUAAGCAACUCGACAGGAAUGGAUUCCAAGGAAACAGAGAGUUCCUUGUAGAAGUUUUGAUGUUGAGUCUUCUUAAGCACCCCAACCUCGUUAAUUUAGUGGGAUAUUGUGCUGAUGGUGAACAGAGGAUUUUGGUGUAUGAGUACUUGUGCAAUGGCUCCCUAGAGGAUCAUCUUCUUGAUUUAGCUCCCGGUAAAAAGCCUUUGGAUUGGACAACAAGAAUGAAAAUUGCUGCAGGUGCAGCUAAAGGACUUGAAUACUUGCAUGAACAAGCCAAUCCUCCAGUGAUAUACCGCGAUUUUAAAGCAUCUAAUAUAUUAUUGGAUGAUGAUUUUAACGCAAAGCUCUCUGAUUUUGGUCUUGCAAAGUUAGGUCCUACAGGGGAGAAAACCCACGUCUCCACCAGGGUCAUGGGAACCUAUGGUUACUGUGCACCUGAAUAUGCAUUGACGGGUCAAUUGACUACAAAAUCAGAUGUUUACAGCUUUGGAGUUGUGUUUUUAGAGAUGAUCACGGGAAGGAGAGUUAUAGAUAAUUCUAGACCAACUGAAGAGCAGAAUUUAGUAACUUGGGCACAACCACUAUUUAAAGACAGAAGGCAUUUUACAUUAAUGGCUGACCCAUUGCUAGAAGGGAAUUACCCUGUAAAGGCACUAUACCAAGCACUUGCAGUUGCAGCCAUGUGUCUCCAAGAGGAAGCUGAUACGCGACCCCUUAUAAGUGAUGUCGUAACGGCGCUUGAGUUUUUAGCUGUGAACAAGAUCAGUGAAGAUGCUACAGAUAAUGUUGUGGAUACAAAUUCUCAAGAUAGCAAUAGCCAAGGAGGAGGAGAUAUUGAAACUGAUAACGAGGAAAGUAAGACAGAUUAGAAACAGCUAAACAGGUAGAGAAUGAUGAGUGUUUUUAAGUGUUAAUGGAUUGGAGAGGCUAUCAACUGUUUCAUGAAAUCUCUGUCAUGUUGCAACCGGAUUUGCUCUGCUCAAGAUGAAGAAGAAGAAAAAGAAGCACAACAUCCAUCUGCUCAAAUAACAUGGCUUUUUUGGGUUUUCAGUAUGAUGAGAAUUCAGAAUUCUGGUGCAUGUUGAUAUUUGAAAAGAGUUUUUAUGAAGGAUGAGGAAAGUUAGGAGUUGAGAAAAGAGAGAGAUACUAAUAAUCCUUCAUAAAAUGAAGUUUUGUUCAAAGAGAAGGCAGAUUGUAAAUUCUUUGCAGAUUUCCCAUUCUAAUGCAGAUGUGUUUGCAGUUUUGGUUCAGUCAAUUUUGGUGAGAAAAAAAAAAUGCAAUAAAAAUGUAUAAAAUGCCAAGCAGCAUUGGAGUUUUGUCAUAAAAAAGUUUACACCCAAAUGCAUGUGUAGGAAUUUUUAGUCCAUGAUUGCAUCAAAGGUCAGAAGAGAUCUAGAAAUUGAGAAUUGCAAAGAGUAAAUGGAUUAAAUAUAUAAUCACUACUCUACUCAA
Messenger RNA from Ziziphus jujuba (common jujube), 1957 nucleotides. Its product is annotated as probable serine/threonine-protein kinase PBL23. Gene Ontology annotation, molecular function: protein kinase activity; ATP binding. The transcript is spliced from 5 exons. The record is from RefSeq and is a predicted model, not a curated record. Gene Ontology annotation, biological process: protein phosphorylation. The coding region runs from base 190 to 1374 and encodes 394 amino acids. Lineage: Eukaryota; Viridiplantae; Streptophyta; Magnoliopsida; Rosales; Rhamnaceae.